Messenger RNA from Monodelphis domestica (gray short-tailed opossum), 1705 nucleotides. Its product is annotated as serine protease inhibitor A3N-like. Lineage: Eukaryota; Metazoa; Chordata; Mammalia; Didelphimorphia; Didelphidae. The record is from RefSeq and is a predicted model, not a curated record. Gene Ontology annotation, molecular function: serine-type endopeptidase inhibitor activity.
AGGAGCUCUGUCUAGAAAUAUAAAGGUAAAGAUCUUUGAUAUGAGUGAAGUCAGCUUCACUCAGCUUACUUUGGGAGUGAGUGAGUAGAGGUUGGGAAAAUGAAGCCUGUCUACAUUCUGGGGCUGAUCGUGGCUGUAUUCUGUGCUUCUGGGAUGUGUUUCCCCAACCCAGAGGAAGCUCAGACUGAUGACCAGAUCCAGGAGGAGCAACCUGGCAGGAUAAAUCAAGAUUCUUCUGCAAUAUCCACCAGCAACACUGACUUUGCCUUCAAGCUAUUCAAAACACUUGCUUCACACCACCAGAACAAGAAUAUCCUUUUCUCUCCCCUGAGUAUAUCCAUUGCCUUUGCUCUCCUUUCCCUGGGGGCCCAAGGAAGCACCCAGACUCAGAUACUAGAAAGCCUGAGAUUCAACUUGACAGAGACCUCAGUGACUGAAAUUCACAGAGGCUUUCAGAAGCUUAUUUACUCUCACAAUCUCCCAAAUGAUAUGUUCCAAUUAAGCACAGGAAAUGCCUUGUUUGUUGACAAAAGUAUGGAAUUGCUAGAGAAGUUCCAGAAUGAUAGCAAAACAUUUUAUUCAACAGAAGUUUUCUCUGCUGACUUCCAGGAUUCUGGUUUGGCAAGACAGUAUAUCAAUGAUUAUAUAAAGAAGCAAACCCAAGGGAAAAUCAUGGAAAUGUUCAAGAGCCUAGAUGAAAACACAAUAAUGGUACUUGUGAAUUAUAUAUACUUUAAAGCUAAAUGGAAAACACCAUUUAAGUCAAUUCACACUUCAGAACAGAAUUUCUUUGUGAGUGAAGACAAGAUUGUUCAAGUUCCCAUGAUGAAUCUGGAUCAUCUUUACACCCGUGUUUUCCAUGACAAGGAGCUUUUCUGCACAGUUGUAGAACUGCCAUAUAAGGGUAAUGCAACAGCACUUUUCAUCCUUCCUGAUGAAAAGAAAAUGGAGGAUGUUGAAAAUUCUCUCAACCCAGAAGUUCUGGAAAAAUGGAAAAAUUCACUCAAAAAACGACAAAUCAAUCUCUUCUUGCCAAAAUUUUCACUCUCUAGUGACUUUCAACUUGAAGAGAUUCUUCCCACAAUGGGCAUUGAAGAAGUCUUUACUGACCAAGCUAAUCUUUCUGCCAUAACUAGACAACGCAACCUGAAAGUUUCCAAAGUGCUCCACAAGGCUGUGGUGGAUGUAGAUGAAACUGGAACAGAGGCUGCAGUUGCCACAGGCAUAGAGUUUGUAUUAUAUUCAGCAAUGUUUUCACCUGAAAUCAUUACAUUCAAUAGGCCAUUCUUUAUAUACAUAUAUCAUGAAGAGAUUAUAUUUAUGGGGAAAGUUGUCAACCCCAUAAGUACAUAGUUCUCUUGACGAAGGUGAUGGCAGGCCAGAAACUAACAGACUUGGAAGUAAAGGGAAUAGAAGAUCUAAUCCCAGGUCAUUCUGUCAUAUAUUGGGUGACCCUGAGCUAGUCUUAUCUUCUCUAUAAAUAUUACCUUACAUUUGUUUUUAAAAAGUCCUCUCAAAAAAUAAAAUUAAAUUAAAAAAAUAAAAUAAAAUUUAAAAGUCAUCUCAACAUAUCUUGAAGGGUGUGUUGGUUAUAUAAACUUUUGAAAUAGUUGGGAAAUGCUUGAAAAUUUUUGGAUACCAUUGCCUUAAAAAUAAAAUAUUAAGCUUAUUUUUCAUUGUAAUAAAUUAAUCAUCAAGAAACAAA